Molecule: messenger RNA, 1359 nt
Organism: Aureobasidium subglaciale EXF-2481
Lineage: Eukaryota; Fungi; Ascomycota; Dothideomycetes; Dothideales; Saccotheciaceae
Exons: 1
Coding region: 137-886 (249 amino acids)
Source: RefSeq, a predicted model, not a curated record
CCUGAUUAGCUCGGCUGCAGCGCAAAAGACCAGGCGUCGCUUAUACAACUUGUUAGCUACUCGGAGCUUUCGCUGUUUCUCUGCUUUGCAAUCAACUGUUACCAAGUCCUCUUCAAUGCCAUAGCUUUCUAACACGAUGGCAAAAGCACAAAACACUCGAAAUGAAGACGGACCCCCUUAUCCAACAUUCAAUGAGCGCAAAACAGAAAACAACAAAGCGCCAACCUUCUCAGCAGCGUACGAACGUUUGAUAUGGCCAAUUCGGGGUGAAUUCCCGUCUGCCAUUUCGGUGAUGACAGAGCCUCACCGAAACACUGGCACUCUACGACCGUUGUUCAAUAUAGAGACUGGAGAUUGGCAUGAAAUUGCCUCGCAAGCAAUCACGAACACCAAAGUUUCAUACCUCGAAGCAUCUCUCGUAAAUCUGGACUCUUGGGACCGUAAGUGGGAGCAACAGCAUAUGGAGCAUGCCGACCCAGCGUACGACGAGUGCGAAUUUGUCACCUACGGCGAUCUUGACAAUGACGUGCGCCCUUUUGCAGAGGACCCUAUGCGAGAGGACGGGACUUGGAGUUGGGAUGAGCCCUCGGAUACAGAGAUCCUUAUCUACUGCUGCAACGAGGACCGCCCACUAGGUAAAAAAGGCCUCACGCUCGAAGUCCGCCCUUCGCCUGAAAACGAUUUUGUGACAGUCAAGGACUACGUCGGCGCGGUACACCCCUGGCUUAUGAGCAUGCAAGAUGAUAUCCUAGCAGCAAUGCGGACAGCAGAACCUGGAUACCCGGCUGCUUCUACCGAGUGGAGGCUGAGCAAUUCUCGCUAUGAUGGCCCAAGGCAUAGAAUUAUACUUCCCGAACUUUGGGAGUCCAUGAACCGGCCGAACUGAAACACAUCGGCCACUGUCAGUUCCGUGGUGAUUGAUGGAAAUAUCGUCGAAGCCCAGUCAUGAGCUGAGUGGAUUAGUCACUUUGCGAAGGGUAGUAUGGUCUAAUUGAACUAAAUAAGCCCCUCCUAGACCUGGUAGGAAGGCAAAGGCUCUCGAGACGAUUGUAAACAGAGAGAUCUGUCAACGUGACUCACAAUAAAGGAGGUAACACGAGAACCUGAUAUGCACACUUUCCACUUUCUAUGACAAGCAAGCUUGUUGAGUUUAGUUGAUACCACCACGAUGGCAUCGACUGGGAGCCUUCAAGAUCAGCAUUGAGAACGAUAUUUUCGGAAGUAGUCUCGUUUUCAAUCGAGUUCUUCGGCAUCGAACGUUCCCAUCAUCUUGGCAACAUCCACCUAUUGUACAGCGAAAGUCAACACGAGGGAUGUGCAUCUACUAGAGAAACCGAACACGAAUGAAUGUUGGAAGAG